Messenger RNA from Chironomus riparius, 2214 nucleotides. The record is from the annotation of a GenBank genome assembly. Lineage: Eukaryota; Metazoa; Arthropoda; Insecta; Diptera; Chironomidae.
UAGAGGAAUCAGCCCUAAAAAUAGGAUCAAUUGUCGAUUUUGGAACGUUAAAUUUGUAUAUUUACAACUCGGAAUUGAGUUAAUAACUUUUAAAAUUCGGUCAUAUUAAUGAAGUAUUUAGAGUGUUGUAUAGACUUAUAGACUAUUUUAAAUAUCCCUAAAGCACGUCCUAGUGUUAAUUUUAAAAGAUUUUAUAUAUAAAGUGUAAAAUUUGUGGAUUAAUAAGAAAGAAAUCAGCCAACAACAAAGAAUUAGACUAGAAGAAUUUUUGUAUGGGUAGUUAUUUCUCAAACAUGGACAAUGAAGAGCAUUUGGAACCUGUAAGUGACUCAGACGACGACUUGUUUCAAAACAUCCAGGAUGAUGAUUUGUCAGAGCAUUAUUUGGUGAUUAUUUUGAGACAAUUAAUUGACAGCGGAGAGAUACAUUUAUUAUCACAUAAUGAGACUCGCGAUGGACAAUUACCGAAGAUAUCAAAAGGUCCAAAUAUGGAUAAAUUAAAAGCAACUGAGAUGUAUAAUCAAAUCAAAAGUGCUUCAGGUUUUGGCAAAAAAGUUGAUGAGACACAAGAUUACAAAUGGUCGCUUGUGAAUCUAAUUAAUACCCGUCAAAAUAAUGGAAAAUUUCUAAGGAAUGAAAAAUGUAAAAUUAAUAAUAUAUUUCUUCCAAAUCAAUACGAGCGUCGUCUUGGAUCGUUUGGUUCCAAAGUCUUUUGUGGAAGUUUUACACGUGAUGGACGAAGAUUUGUUACUGGAUCACAAGAUCAAGAGAUUAGAAUUUUUGAUUCUUCUACAUCAAAUUAUAAAUCGUUAAAUCAUAUUAAUGCAAAGCAUGUUUCAUGGUGCAUUCUCGAUAUUGCAUUUAGUCCUUGUAGCCAAUAUUUUGCAUAUUCAACAUGGUCGGAAUGUCUUCACAUCUGUCCAAUGGACGGUAAUGACGAGGAUGUGCGUUGCUUGAAUUUAAACACAAAUGUAAAUCGAUUUGGAGCCUUUGCUCUUGCGUUUUCAAGUAAUGGCAAUGAAAUCAUUUGUGGUGGAUCAGACACAAGUGUAUACAUAUUCGACAGAGAACGUAAUGAAAGAACUUUAAGAAUACCAGUUCGUAGUGAUGGACAUAUUACAGAUGUCAAUUCAGUAGGAUUUGUUGAUGACGCUUAUCAUUUAUUUUACUCAGGCAGUGAUGAUGCAUGUAUAAGAGUUUGGGAUAAACGGUGUUUAAAUGAAAACAGUCCAGAACCAUCAGGAUGUUUGCUUGGACAUAUUGAUGGAAUUACCUACAUCGAUUCAAAGAAUGAUGGACGAUAUUUACUGUCAAAUUCUAAAGAUCAGUCAAUAAAAUUAUGGGAUAUGCGAUGUUUUUCACCGCGAGAAGCUGAAACAAAUAUUAGAGCAUCACUUCAGACAAGACACUGGGAUUAUCGAUGGGACAAAGUUCCUAAAACAUAUUACAACGUCACAAAGCCAAUUCAGGGUGAUACCUCAAUUGUGACGUUUAAAGGACAUCGCAUCCAGAAGAGUUUGAUACGAGCUAAAUUCUCCCCUGCAGCUACAACUGGUCAACGAUACAUUUAUACUGGUUGUGCAACAGGUCGUCUUAUAAUUUACGAUAUUUUAACUGGAAAGAUGGUGCAGAAUAUUGAAGGACAUAAAGACAUUAUACGCGAUUGUGACUGGCAUCCUAAAAGAAAUGAAAUCCUUACGAGUUCUUGGGAUUAUUCUGUCAAUAUAAAUACAUUCCAGGAUAAAUUGACAGAGAAAAAGCGUUCGAGAAACCCUCCAACAUCCGACUAUUUAGAUGAGAAUCAAGAUCUUAUGGAUGUAGCACCACCACUUAGACGUUCACGAAGAAUUGCGCAAAGACUUGCCACGGCAACAAACUCUCGUCGUAACUGAUUCAUAUUCUUUUAAAAUGUAAAAAUACCGAUCAUUAUGACUUUAUAUUUCGUAUAUGUUCACAACACACACAACGGGGAUCAUUUACAAGUGACGUAUAUCAUAAAUUGGAUUGUGGAAUUUAAUGCUGUGUGACUUAGUAACUUUUUUUGUGCAUGACAAAUGAGGUAAACGAUAUCAGUCAUUUUUGAUAGACGUCAUUUGUAGUCGACCCCGAAAGUUAAUGAUGUAGAAAUAAUUAUUCUGUGAAAAUGUGCUUGGAAUUUUGAAAGUUAUUAUUAAAUAAAAAGGAAACCAAUAUGUUACUAUUUGAUAAUCGAAA